UUUUUAUUUUGAUUGAUAUCACGAGACUUUGUUCAUUUGUUCAUAGUUUGAUGCACUCAUAGAUUCAUAGAUUGCACAUGUUCGAUUGUAAUUCUGAAAGAGAAAAUUCACUAAUAUGUCAAUUAUAGAAAUAAGCAACCACUAAAUAGAUAUAAAACAUUGUUUCGUUGACUGUAAAAAUACUUCUAAGUUAAUGUCACCAAAAACUACAUUUAUUUAAAACAGUCUUAUCCCAUUUAUUCUGGCGUUAAAUCAAAACUUUGGUUUAACAUUAAUUGUGUUUGGUUGUUUUUUUUUUGUUUAACAAUUAUACGGGUUUUAAUUAUGCCGUUGUAAUUGUAAUCUGUCGCUGCAACACUGGAAUCAUGCCUGAAGGUCAGUUGAUGUGUACGCAGCUUAGAUGGGGGCUCGCAGGCGUGGGCAUGAUAGCUCACGAUUUCCUCACCGCCAUGGCGACGUUACCUGACGACAGACAUAAGGCUGUGGCAAUCGCUGGCAAAGACAUCGACCGCGUUAGCAGAUUAGCGACGCUUCACCACAUCACCACCUCUCAUGAAAGCUACGAUGCGUUGGCGCACGAUAAUGAUGUCGACAUUGUUUUCGUCAGUGUUUUGAAUUUGCAACACUAUGAAGUAACUAAGUUAAUGUUAGAAAAUGGCAAACAUGUGUUGUGUGAGAAGCCGCUGGGCAUGACUUACAAACAGGUUAAGUCCCUUGUGGAUUUAGCUCGCGAAAAGAAAUUGUUCCUUCUCGAGGGGAUGUGGUCGAGGUUCUUUCCUGCUUACGACGCUUUGGAUAAGCACAUAUCUUCUGGCGGGCUUGGGGACAUAUAUCACAUCAACAUUCAGUUCGGGGUCGAAAUUAACGAAAUUGAGAGGAACCUGAUGAAGGACUUGGGUGGCGGAGCCGUUUUAGACUUGGGAAUAUACAUGCUGCAGCUAGCACAGUUCGUUUAUAAACAACCACCUUUGGACGUGGUGUGCACUGGCCACAUAAGUAAAGCGGGUGUGGAUGAGUCUGCAUCUUGCUCGCUCAAAUACAAGGAGGGCAAAACGGCAACACUCUCGGCGCACACGAGAGCUGCUAUGACGAACAAGGCCGAAAUCAUCGGAACCAAAGGCAUCGUAGUACUAGAUUAUUUUUGGUGUCCUACUGUGUUACACAUAUCGGCAGCAAACAGCACCGAGUGGACGCUGCCCAAGGGAAAGUUUAAGUUUCACUUCCACAAUAGUGCCGGCUUAAGCUAUGAAAUACAGGAGUGCUUCGAUAGUAUUAGUCAAGGUUUAUUAGAAAGUCCAAAGAUGAGUUUAGACGAGUCUAUUCUUUUAGCGAAGUUAACAGAAACAAUGAGGGCACAACUAGGAGUCCUAGAAGAGGAGCAAUAAGUACACCCACCUAGAAAUUUACCUUAGGAUAAAGAAAAUUCAAUAAGUAUUAUUAUGUUCCAUCCGUGCAUUUAAGUUUAAGAGUUAACGUUGUCGUUUUAAAUAAUAGUUUAUGAGUUAUGGGAAAGUGCCAGCGAAGAACAAAUCCAUUUGUGAUAAUGAUGCCUUAAUUUGUAAUUUUCAGUCAGAUUUGAAAAUAUGCAGGAAGAUUUUAGAUUUUGUACCUAUUGCAACGCCUAUCAGUAGUGCCAUUCUGUUAAAAAAUACACCGCCUAAAGCAGCGUUGAACAUAGCACUGUCGCAUCAUAAUAGAUUAAUCAAAUAUUACUUGAAAAGGCAAAAGUAAUAAAGUUUUUAUUUGAUUGGAUCUCUGAAUGCUGUGACAGCAGCAACGCUGCAUUCGCCGAUGAAUUUUACAGAAUGGUUAUCAACACUCACAUUUAUCUCUUCUUCAAAAAUUGGUUUUAAACAAUGUAUUGUUAAAGUUCAAAACCGUUUGUGGAUAUUUCUAAUUUUAUUUUAUGCUUUACAGAAAACGGAAAACAUCAAACUAAACGUAAUCCUACUUCACUAAUAUUUCAACUGCUAGUUCAUUUAUAUUCUCGCAUAUAAUUCUUCCUAAUUAUAUAACCUUUAACCACUUUUAUUACAAACUAAAUAAGGUACAUCAUAUGUAUACUUAAGCCAAGCAUAUUUUUGAACUUGACUGCAGAAUUUCCUGCUUAAAUAUUCCUACUUAAAAAGUACAAUAUUUACCUCAACUAACUGUGAUCAUGAGAGUGUUGUGAAAAUGCUUGUUAAGAAAAUCUAAUAAAUAAAACGAAAUUAUAAAUAUAUAAAUGUUUUAUUUAAGUCCAUCAAUCAUUCAAAACUAUAUUAUAAAUAAAUUCAUACUGGAAUGUAACUGACGAAAUACUGUAUGAAUAAUCAAAAUGAAAUAGCUAUUCUCUCUAGAAUCUGUUAGAUUUUUAAAAUAAAAUAAUUAGGGAUGUACAUAGUAACGUAUGUGUUACCGUAAAGUUGUAAACGCCGUCAGUUUAUAAUCUGUCACGUUAGAUUAUAAACUGACGAUGCUUGCAAUUUUAUUGUAACAUAUUUAGAGAAAAUAUUUUUUAGAAAAUUAAAUUGUCUGAUAAAUACUUCAUAAAAUUAAAUUAAUUGAAAAAUAUUAGUAUCUGAUUUUUCAAAUAAAAUUUUGGUUACAGACAUUAUAAUAUAAUAUAAUAAUUAUAAUAGUAUGUAUAUAAUUAAACAAAAAUGAUUAAAUGCAAGCCAACAGUGUAACUGUAUCCCUAAAACACACAGACAAGAAUUCAACUAGUACAGCACUAUAUACAUUAAAAAUAUACAUAAAUACAAGAUAUGAAUACACUACACAAUAUUUCAUAAAUUCUUAGAGCCCGUAUAGGGUUGCCAAUCGUAUUAUAUUACUUAUGCGUAAGCAAUCUGUUAGCCUUUCUCAAUAUUUUUGUCGUGUGGGUAGAUAUGUUUUGCAUAUUCUUUUCUGAAAAAUACGAAUAUUUUUCUCUUCUGAAAAAAAUAUUGGCAAUCCUAGGCCCAUUUCACAUUGGCACAGGGCCCGCUCAAAUAACCUAUAGCCAUAAUCUAUUUCUACAACCGUUUUCCUAGACAACUCGGUUUCUAACCUAAUGUUAAGGCUGUUUACACCAACAAUCACAAUUGUAAUUGUUUGACAUAUUGAAAUGAUGUCUAAAGGAGCUGUAAUAACGACAUUAUAUUGAAAACUAGUGGACGCCCGCGACUUCGUCCGCGUGGAAGUCGGUAUCCC
Diatraea saccharalis (sugarcane borer) is the source of this 3174-nucleotide messenger RNA. The record is from the annotation of a GenBank genome assembly. NCBI's taxonomy places the organism in Eukaryota, Metazoa, Arthropoda, Insecta, Lepidoptera, Crambidae.